AAGAAUGAAAAGAGCAGCAGCCUGAGCCUGUGCCGGUCGAGCAAGUCAGCUUUAAACCUAACGCACAUCCAAAAGCACAAGCCAUGAGUCGGAUCUGAGGCAGCAGAGCCCGAGAGAGAGAGAAGAAGAAGAAGAAGAAAACACACACACACUCACAUACAUACAUACAUACAUACACACACACACACUCACACUCACGACCGCGAGGGGAAUCCGCUGAGAGGAUCGGCUCAGACAGAGUGAGCUGCCGUAGAUUGUCCAAAGGGGCAGCGUUUCUCCCAGUUCCGGUUUGUCCGCCUGUGUGCGCUGUGCGAGUUGGGACCACCAAACAAAAGGCUGCCGUCAUCCUACUGGAGAUCCUCAGCUGCGAGAGAGUCCGUCUGCUGGAUGCUAACUCAACAUGAGCUCCUAUUUUGUUAACCCUCUUUUUUCUAAGUACAAAGGCGGAGAGUCACUGGAGCCAACUUACUACGACUGCAGGUUUCCACAGAGCGUCGCCCGCAGCCACACGCUGGUGUACGGACCGGGGGCAGCGGCACCGGGCUUCCAGCAUCCGUCCCAUCACGUGCAGGACUUUUUCCACCACGGCACCACGGGGAUCUCGAAUCCCGGAUACCAGCAAAACCCCUGCGCUCUGGCUUGCCACGGGGACGCGACGAAAUUUUAUGGAUAUGAAGCCCUUCCGAGGCAAACGCUUUAUGGUACCCAGCAAGACGCGAGUCUAGCGCAAUAUCCAGACUGUAAAUCGUCGAGCAGCUCUAACCCCGGAGAAGGACAAGGCCACUUAAAUCAAAACUCCUCUCCCAGUCUUAUGUUCCCCUGGAUGAGACCCCACGCCCCAGGAAGAAGGAAUGGCAGACAAACCUACAGUCGGUACCAGACCCUGGAACUGGAGAAGGAGUUCCUCUUCAACCCUUACCUGACCCGCAAGAGGAGGAUCGAGGUGUCCCACGCCCUGAGCCUGACCGAGCGGCAGGUGAAGAUUUGGUUUCAGAACAGGAGGAUGAAGUGGAAAAAAGAGAACAACAAAGACAAGUUUCCGGGUCAGAGGGGUGAGGCCGAAGCCGAGGGCGAGGAGGAAGGCACCGAGGACGCUGAAGGGGAAGAGGCCGAGGAGAAAGAAGUGGAGGAGAAAGAGGAGAGCAAGGAGUGAUUUUAUGGUCCCUUUUUAUUGUUAUAUGGCUGAAAAAGGCAGAAAAAGGAGAAAGAAUGAGGGAGAGAGAGGGGAGAGAGAGGGAGAGAGAGGUGUCAUAAACAGACGAGGAGUCACAAGGAGAGCAGAGAGCGUCCACUUCAUGACGACACCCUUUUAUUUUGUCCAGAGGGAACAGGAAUCCCACUAAUAAUGCUCUCAUAAACACACACAGCGCCCUCACAGAUAUCCUAAUUCCAUUUAUUUUUUUAUUUUUUAUUUUUUGUUUUCAAGAAACACCUCCGAAAAAUAUAUUUUUUAUUUUUACCUGAGCUGUCGCCCUGACCACAAAAAACCAAGGGUAAAUCCGUAAAAGCGCACGUUAAUUUUUAUUUUUUUUACCAAACAGCUUAGCUCUUAUAAUUCUUUUUU
Cynoglossus semilaevis (tongue sole) is the source of this 1564-nucleotide messenger RNA. It is a transcript of the gene hoxc8a, whose product is annotated as homeobox C8a. The record is from RefSeq and is a predicted model, not a curated record. Gene Ontology annotation, biological process: regulation of transcription by RNA polymerase II. Gene Ontology annotation, cellular component: nucleus. NCBI's taxonomy places the organism in Eukaryota, Metazoa, Chordata, Actinopteri, Pleuronectiformes, Cynoglossidae. Gene Ontology annotation, molecular function: RNA polymerase II transcription regulatory region sequence-specific DNA binding; DNA-binding transcription factor activity, RNA polymerase II-specific. Bases 401 to 1153 code for a protein of 250 amino acids. The transcript is spliced from 2 exons.